CUAGGGCUUACUCUCUCUCUCUCCCGUGGGUACCGUCUGCAAUUGCCUAUCGCACAGAACCAGAAGGGGGUAGAGAUGGCGCCGUCGAUGGAUCCAGAAACCAUAGAUCGGAUUAGAGCGGAGGGCAAGCUGUUCAUGGAGGACUACUACCGGAAGUUUGACGCGAACAGGGCGGACUUGGUGAACCUGUUCCGGGAAGAGUCGAUGCUGAACAUCGAGGACCGGGAGAUAAUCACGGGCAAGGAGGCUAUCGUCGCCAAGCUCACCUCCGUUCAGUGCCCGUACCAUAUCAGCAAUUUGGUCUGCGCUACCGACAUCUCCGCCCGCGGCGCGGCCGCCCAGGUCACCGGCUUCAUAUGGCUAGACGGCAAGCAGGAGGCCGUCCAUUUCUGCCAGUCCUUCUAUUUGUCCCCAACACCACAAGGAAGCUUUUGGAUAUCGCAACAUAAUUGGUCGACCCACGAUUUCAGACAGAAGGGGGAUCUUCUCUGCAAUCUCUUCACCGUCUAGACCGGGAGUUUCGGUCUCUGUUUUUUCUUUUUUUCAAUAAAACUUGCUGGGUACCGUUUGAAACAGCUUUCUAUAUGGUUUGGUAAGUUCGAACCGGGCUUUGUCUAGGUGGUGUUCAUGUUCGAAUUCAAACUUAGUCUAAGUGGUGUUCAUGUUCGAAUUCGUGUC
Messenger RNA from Syzygium oleosum, 678 nucleotides. Its product is annotated as nuclear transport factor 2B-like. The transcript is spliced from 2 exons. Gene Ontology annotation, cellular component: nuclear pore central transport channel. Bases 76 to 510 code for a protein of 144 amino acids. NCBI's taxonomy places the organism in Eukaryota, Viridiplantae, Streptophyta, Magnoliopsida, Myrtales, Myrtaceae. Gene Ontology annotation, biological process: nucleocytoplasmic transport. The record is from RefSeq and is a predicted model, not a curated record.